This is a messenger RNA of Colletotrichum graminicola M1.001, 2955 nucleotides long. Its product is annotated as RNA-metabolising metallo-beta-lactamase. The transcript has 2 exons. Gene Ontology annotation, biological process: mRNA 3'-end processing by stem-loop binding and cleavage. Lineage: Eukaryota; Fungi; Ascomycota; Sordariomycetes; Glomerellales; Glomerellaceae. Gene Ontology annotation, cellular component: mRNA cleavage and polyadenylation specificity factor complex. Gene Ontology annotation, molecular function: RNA binding. The record is from RefSeq and is a predicted model, not a curated record. Bases 1 to 2955 code for a protein of 984 amino acids.
AUGUUUACUUUCUGUCCUCUGCAAGGCGCUCUGUCCGAGUCAUCGGCGUCGCAAUCAAUCCUCGAGCUCGAUGGAGGCGUCAAGAUCCUUAUUGAUCUCGGCUGGGAUGAGUCUUUUGACGUCGAGAAGCUCCAGGAGCUUGAAAAACAGGUUCCCACGCUAUCCCUCAUCCUCCUGACCCAUGCCACGACAUCCCAUCUGGCCGCCUUCGCCCACUGCUGCAAGAACUUUCCAUUAUUCACGCGAAUCCCCGUCUACGCAACGCGGCCCGUCAUCGACUUGGGCCGCACCUUGACCCAGGAUCUCUAUGCCUCGACCCCUCUGGCAGCAACCAAGAUACCCCUCGGCUCUCUGACCGAAGCCGCCUAUUCCUUUUCUCAGCAAUCCACGGCCGGUAGCGAGUUCCUGCUUCAAGCGCCCUCUCCCGCAGAAAUCACCCGAUACUUCUCCCUUAUCCAACCCCUGAAAUACUCGCAGCCGCAUGAGCCACUCCCGUCCCCCUUCUCCCCGCCGCUCAACGGACUUAUAAUUACUGCGUACAACGCGGGCCACAGUCUCGGAGGAACGAUAUGGCACAUCCAGCACGGUCUCGAGUCCAUCGUCUACGCUGUCGACUGGAACCAAGCCAAGGAAAAUGUCUUUGCCGGAGCUGCUUGGUUAGGCGGUGCCGGGGGCGGCGGCGCCGAUGUCAUCGAGCAACUGCGCAAGCCGACGGCUCUCGUCUGUAGCAGUCGAGGCGCAGAAAAGGUGGCUCAGGCUGGCGGUCGUGCGAAGCGCGACGAGCAGCUGAUCGACAUGAUCAAGACUUGCGUUGCCAGAGGAGGCACCGCCCUCAUCCCGGUAGACUCGAGCGCCCGUGUUUUGGAGAUCGCCUAUCUGCUUGAGCACGCGUGGAGGGCAGACUCGGAAUCCGACAGCAGCAGUCUCAAAUCAGCAAAACUCUACUUGGCCGGGCGUAAUAUGUCGAGCACCCUGCGGUACGCACGAAGUAUGCUGGAGUGGAUGGACGAUAACAUCGUCCGUGAAUUCGAGUCGGUCGCGGAUGGGCAGCGCAAAGCCAAUGGCACAGAGGCCAAGAGCAAGGAGGGGGUGCCGUUCGACUUUAGAUAUCUCAAGCUGGUGGAACGUCGUGCGCAGAUUGAGAAGCUUCUCUCCGGGUCCGGUGACAAUGUUCAGGCAGAAGGGCGGGUCAUCCUCGCCAGCGACGACACUCUGGAGUGGGGGUUCUCCAAGGAUUUGAUCCGCGGUCUCGCCAAGGACUCCAGGAACUUGGUCAUUUUGACGGACAAGCCGGCCAAAUCUCGCGCCGAGCAGCCGUCAAUAGCGAGAACGCUGUGGGACUGGUGGACUGAGCGCCGGGACGGCGUCGCGGUCGAGCAGUCCAGCAAUGGCAAUAAUCUUGAGCUGGUUUAUGGCGGUGGAAGAGAACUCGAGGUUCAAGAGGCCAAGCGGCAGGCUUUGGAGGGAGAAGAGCUCAACGUCUAUCAGCAGUGGCUGGCUACACAACGCCAGCUCCAAGCUACCUUACAAAGCGGCGGAGGAGCCUCGUUACAAGCGCCCGCCGACGCCGCCGACGAUGUCUCGUCGGAUUCAUCCACCGACUCGGGAGAGUCGGACAACGAACAGCAAGGCAAAGCGCUCAACAUCUCCACGACGAUGGGCCAAGCGACGCGCAAGAAGGUCGUUCUCACCGACGAAGACCUCGGCAUUAACAUCCUGACCAAGAAGCGCGGCGCCUACGACUUUGAUGUCAGGGGCAAGAAAGGUCGUGAGAGGUCGUUCCCUCUCGUCAUGCGCCGUAGACGCGACGACCAGUUUGGAGACGUCAUCCGGCCCGAAGACUACUUGCGAGCUGAAGAGAGGGAGGAAGAAGCGCCGGAGAAUGAUGGUCUUCGAGGAGAUGACGACGAGGACCGUCUCGGCAAGAAGCGCAAAUGGGACGACGGAAACAACAGGUUUUCAAACAAGCGCCAGAACAAUAGGGCUGCAUCCGCAGACCACGUGGACGCCAACGCCGCAGGCGAUGACGUUACCGACGAGCUGGACGAGGUGGAGGACACUGUCGAGGAGGAGAUCCAGGGCCCGUCCAAGCUGGUCGUGUCACGAGAGAAGGUCAUGGUCAAUCUGCGCAUUGCGUUUGUUGAUUUCAGCGGACUGCACGACAAGAGGAGUCUGAACAUGCUGAUCCCGUUGAUCCAGCCGAGGAAGCUCAUCUUGGUGGGCGGCACCCCAGACGAGACGAGGACGCUUGCGGCAGACUGCAAGAUGCUCCUCGCGCAGCAGUCGGGAGCUUCGGAGGAGAACGGCAUCGACGUGUACACUCCUGCGAUGGGCACCUGGGUCGACGCGAGUGUCGACACGAACGCGUGGGUGGUCAAACUGGCCGACAGCCUUGUCAAGAAGCUCAAAUGGCAGAACGUCCGCGGGUUGGGUGUUGUGACAGUCACGGGCCAGCUCGUGGCGGAGGCUCUAGCCAAGGGCAAGAUGGCGGAAAAAGACGACGGGGCCAACAAGAGGCAGAAGACGGAGGCGGAAGACGCCGAGACCAAUGCUGAUGCCGAAGAGGCCGUCAAGGAUGAGGAGCAGGACGACGACGACGAGGAAAAGAAGGAGAAAGAAGAGGAGGUGGAGGUGGAGGUGGUGCCGACACUGGACCUCUUGCCGUCCAACAUGGCGUCGGCGGUGCGUUCCGUGGCACAGCCGCUCCACGUGGGCGACCUGAGGCUCACGGACUUGCGGCGUGCGAUGCAGUCGGCGGGCUACACGGCCGAGUUCCGGGGGGAGGGUACGUUAGUCAUCAACGGGGCGGUAGCAGUGCGGAAGACGAGCACGGGCAAGGUGGAGGUGGAGAGCGUGAGCAUCGCGGACGCGGCAACGAUGAUGCAGCACCGCAGCACCUUUUACGAGGUCAAGAGGAUGAUUUACGAUGGUCUGGCCGUGGUGGCCGGAGCAUGA